CAGAUGAAGAAUGGAUGUACUUACCUGAAGUGAAAACCUUCGUCUCGAUUAUAAUUUCUUGAUUGAAUUACCUGCAUUCCCUGAAAGCUGCCGCUCAAUUAUCACUUCGUUGAGUUUGUGCUAUAAUGGACUCACAAGCAUCAAAGGUCUGGAGUUUUUGAAAAAUUUAAAAUAUUUGGAUGUCUCAGCUAAUUGCAUAUCCAGUUUUCAAUCGUUUUAUCUUCUCACGAAUUUGGAUCGAUUAACUUCAAUGUAUUUUUAUGGCAAUCCAAUAUCGCAUCAUGAGUCUUAUCGACUUAAUGUUGUUUCAUGUCUUUCACGAAACCUCCGUCGAUCUGUGAUCGCUCUUGAUGACAAAGCACUAAGUGUGAAAGAGAUGUGUUAUGUUGGUAAAUUCUUGGAAAUGCCGUGCAAUACUCACAAUCCAAGUCCAACUCAUGGCCCAUCGGUUGAUACGAUUCAAAGUGGUUUAGAAGCUACUGUUCCUUCUGGUGAAGAAAGAACAUCUCGCACUCGUGAUAAAAAGCGAAAAAACAGACACAACUUUGUAAGACAAGUGUCCAUUCGGAAUAUUGACGACGAAGAAGAAAGUUCGACAGGAUCUAGCCAACCUAAAGUGAAUGUAAAAAUCAAUUCAGAAGUGGAGAAGUUGGAGAAAUUCAAAAAAGAUGCUGGUGAGGGUUAUCUUGUUGUAAGAAACCAACAACAUUUAAUAAUAAACGAUCCGGAACAUUCAUCAUCUUUAUCAACAGAAAUACCAUCGUCACAUGUUUCUAUUCCUGAAACAACUGAAGCAGCUGACGUCAUUAUCGAGAGCCCAGAAUUCGAUAGGAAAGAGUUGUUAGAGGAGGUUGAUUCGCAUGAAAUGUUCAUGAUUUCUGUAAAUAUGAGCGAACAGUCUGAAUCCUACGAAGAUAUGUUUGUUUCUGUUAAAAAUCAUGAGCUUGUGGAAAGAAAUAUACAAUUAAAGAUUGUUCAUCGAUUGGAUUUAAAUGGAUUGCUUGAUGUCAUGACGACUUCUUUAAAUGAAGAGGCAGCUGUCGUCAUUUUGAAGUUUGACUACGUCAACAAAAAUCGAAAAUAUCGCGAAUACCAGUUUGAUGAUAUUUCGAGAUGUGAGGAAUUUAUUUCUCUUUUAAAAGCGUUUGGUCCGCAACGUAGCAGUGAAAAUUUAGAAAAUGAGCCAGAGAAAUACUUUAAGUGCAUUAAGUGUUUAACCGAAUAUGUUGCGACCAAUGAGGAGAUUUCAACUUGUUCAAAUUGUGACAGUUUGUUUGUUAUUGAAAUCGUAAAAAACCAAGAUAAAUCGACACCACAGUCAAGCUUUAAAGAUACUUUAUGGUCUGGCCAAACCAUUCAGCAUCCCGAUGUUGUUCCUUGUGUCAUGCGUGAAUCCACCGCUCCACCUGACGUUUGUAAGGAUACAAGCUGUCCAGCUACUGAUGGCGAGACCUUUGUUGACACAGAGAAAGCGUUGGAUGGUGAAUACAACUGUUCAGUUGAUGGUCAAAACUUAAACAGUGACAAUAAUGAACAAUUGUACACUUCAGAUAAAGAACCAUCACUUCCAAAAGAGCGCAGCAUGUCUGCCAAAAUUAAUAUUUCACAGGAUAGUUAUUCCGAUACACUCUCUCGAUGUUCAUACUCUUACAAGUCAUCAGAUAGCUAUUUGGCAUCAUCCUAUAGUUCUCAAUCCGGCUCUGAGGCGGUUUAUUCAAGCUCAGCUGGGGGAACAUCUUCAAUGAUCGAUUUUGAUCGCGAUUCAUCCACACAUUGUGAUCAUCGCUUGAAGUUAUUCUUGGAAAUGAAAUUUUUUCGAGGAGAAGAACCCGAGGAAUUCCGUUGUAUGAUCAAGUGUGCAGUUGCAUCGUAUGGGCACAGAAAGGGAAGACGAGGAAUUCUCAUUGUAUCCAACAAGAAUGUAUAUAUUUGUAGGAUAAAUGGUGUUGAAAGUGUUAGACCAAAAGAAUGGCUCUCGUUGAAGACACAUUAUCUCAUCACAGAGUUGCGUUACAUUGAAUGUGGUUUUAAUUAUCAGAGUUUUCGACUGGAGUUUGCGAAAGUAUUAGGUUGUUAUGUUUUCUUAGUUGGCGAUAGAAAACGUACCGAAGAUUUUUUGAAGACAUUUCGACGUGUGUGUAAAAAAGCCCGCGAUGGAAAACGUCUAGCCAUUGGUAGAAAAAACCCACAAACUCUCGCAAACAUAAGGAUUCAAGUUCUGGGUUUAAAAGAUGAAGAUCUUAUGUUGAAGGGAAGGCGUUUUUACGACCAGGCUGUAAAUUUUACCGUUCCACCUUUAAUCAAAGAUCACAAGAGUUGGUUUCGUACUUAUCCUCAGAGCAUGUUGGGAGCGGAUUUUAUCGACUGGUUGAUACGGUGUAAAGAAGCAUCUAAUUUCCAUGACGCUGUUCAUAUCGGUCAGAUGCUUCUCAAUGCCGGCAUAAUUCGAUGCCUCAACAAAGACUGUGGAUUUUUGGACAAAGACCAAUAUUACUCUUUUAACUUCUCACACGAAUUCAGUGAGGAAAAUAGUGAAACAUCAGAAGAGAGUAAAUCAGAGACAGAAGACGAUAAGUCGAGCACAAUGCUCUACAUAAUAGCACAAUGGAAAGAUGAAGAACGAUGGCGUCCUAUCUCAAUUGUCAUGAGCGAUGAUCAAAUUGUAUUGGCUGACGAAAAUCAUCAAUGGCCGCUACCACGGUUGCACGAACCUCCAAAAGGGCUGGAAGGUCCUCAAUUUACUUUGAAGAAAAAACAGAAAAUCAUUAACAUAACGGAAGUGACCUUGUUUUCUGGUUCACCUCGUAAAAUCGAAAUUGAAUUUCUGGAUGAGGAAACAGUACAUGUUAUCGAAGAUGACCGCUGGACUAUUUCAAUGCAUUCUGAAAAUUCGCUGGCGAAUUUUCUCGAUGGCAUUAAAGAAAUUUGGAAAACAAGAUUUUGCAUAGAUUUGCCGGUGAAUACUCUAGAUUGAAUCAAUUGCACAGUGGAAUUUUGACAACUGGGACCAUAAUUAUUUAUAUUAAUGUUAGAAAUCAUUUAGUAUUUAUAGAUCGAAACGGCAAAACUACUUUGCAGUGUAUUUAGUCAUAAAGACCCGUUAAUUAUUUCGUCAACCUUUCAUGGAAGUGCUAUAUUUUGACUUUAACGCUAUCAAAUUUCUAUCGUUUCAUUAGAUCCAGGUUCUCUUCUUAA
Xenia sp. Carnegie-2017 is the source of this 3195-nucleotide messenger RNA. Its product is annotated as serine/threonine-protein kinase 11-interacting protein-like. NCBI's taxonomy places the organism in Eukaryota, Metazoa, Cnidaria, Anthozoa, Malacalcyonacea, Xeniidae. The coding region runs from base 251 to 2974 and encodes 907 amino acids. The transcript is spliced from 26 exons. The record is from RefSeq and is a predicted model, not a curated record. Gene Ontology annotation, biological process: intracellular signal transduction.